AUGUUUGCUUUCCUGGGGUUGAUGGUUUCCCUGUUGACCCUUGGAGCUUGUGCCCCGUUGCAAGGACCAAGCUCCCGCAAGAAGCUCCUACUGGUUUCCUUUGAUGGUUUCCGCUGGAACUACGACCAGGAUGUGGACGUCCCCAACCUGGAUGCCAUGGCAAAAGACGGGGUGAAAGCACGUUACAUGACUCCUCCCUUUGUUACCCAGACAAGCCCGUGUCACUUCACCCUUCUUACAGGAAAGUACAUUGAGAACCAUGGGGUGAUUCAUAACAUGUGGUUCAACACCAGCACUGGGCAGAAGCUUCCUUAUUACAACACACAGGGGGUGUCUUCCUGGUGGGACAACGGAAGCCUCCCUAUUUGGAUCACAGCACAAAGGCAGGGUUUGAAGACAGCCUCCCUUUUUUUUCCUGGGGGGAACGCCUCCUACCAAGGAGAACAGGUGAAUGUCAAGAGAGUGGAAGGUCUCUUUUUCAAGUACAACAAUGAGACUGAGUGGAGGCAGAACAUCGAUCUUGUCAUGAAGUGGUUCACCAAAGACAAUCUUGACUUCAUUGCCCUUUAUUUCGGAGAGCCCGACUCCACAGGACACAAAUAUGGCCCAGAGUCUCAGCAGAGGAAAGACAUGGUUGCUCAAGUGGACCGGACAGUUGGUUACUUAAGACAGAGCAUCAAGGAGCAUGGCAUGAACACAGAACUGAACUUGAUCAUCACAUCUGACCAUGGCAUGGAAACAGUAAUAAAAAAGGAUGAAAUUCACCUCCAAAAAGUGGCAAACUUCUCUUUUCGAGACAUCCAGUUUGAGCUGGUAGAUUAUGGACCACAGGGGCUACUGCUGCCAAAACCAGGAAAACUAGAGCAAGUUUAUGAGGCCCUGAAGUACGCUCACCCCAAACUCCAUGUCUAUAAGAAAGAAGAAUUUCCAAAGAGAUUCCAUUAUGCCAACAACACCCGGAUCACACCUCUUGUGUUGUACAGUGACCCUGGCUAUGUCAUCCAUGGGAGAAUCAAAGUGCAAUUCAACAAUGGGGAACACGGCUUUGACAAUGAAGUGAUGAAUAUGAAAACCAUAUUCCGGGCUGAAGGACCAGCCUUCAAGAAGGGCCUGGAGGUGGAGCCUUUUGACAGCGUGAAUGUUUAUGCCCUCCUUUGCGAACUCCUGGAGAUCACAGCCGAGCCCAACGAUGGAUCCUUGAAUGCCACAUGGAACAUGCUCCUCAAGUCUGAAGGUCUGGUUUUACUCAGUAGACCUGGGUCCAACAAGAUUUCUUCUCAUUCAACUUGGGAACUGGCAUUGGUGCUGAGUUUAGUUGCAUUCGUGGGAUGUGCGGUGGGGAUUGCUUGCUAUGUGCUCCUGUAA
Euleptes europaea (tarantolino) is the source of this 1365-nucleotide messenger RNA. RefSeq names its product ectonucleotide pyrophosphatase/phosphodiesterase 7 (gene ENPP7). The record is from RefSeq and is a predicted model, not a curated record. NCBI's taxonomy places the organism in Eukaryota, Metazoa, Chordata, Lepidosauria, Squamata, Sphaerodactylidae. The coding region runs from base 1 to 1365 and encodes 454 amino acids. The transcript has 6 exons.